UCCCGCGGCGCCCGGCCUCCCGCUCCGCCUCCCCGUGCGCGGCUCUCCCGGGCGCGGCUCCGGGGUUCAUGGUGACGAGGCGGAGGCCGCUCCAGCCCACAGGCGGCAGCCGGCAGGAGCGGGGGCGCGGGCCCCGGCCGCCUCUUCCUGAGCGCGGGGCCGGGCGGCGGGCGCGCCCAGGCGGCGGCGGCGGCGGCGAGCGCCCCCCCGGCCCGCGGCCGCGCGCCCCCCGCGCCGCGCCCCCGUGCGCCUGGCUGCCGGGGGGCCGGGCCGCCCGGCGGCUGCCGCGCCGCGCACCCAUGGACGGCCCGGCCAUCAUCACCCAGGUGACCAACCCCAAGGAGGACGAAGUCCGGGCCCCAGGCGCUGGAGAGAAAGCAUCCCAGUGCAGCGUCAGCCUGAAGAAACAGAGGAGCCGCAGCAUCCUCAGCUCCUUCUUCUGCUGCUUCCGUGAUUACAAUGUGGAGGCCCCGCCAGGCAGCGGCCCCAGUGUGCUUCCGCCACUGGUGGAGGAGAACGGUGGGCUUCAGAAGCCACCAGCUAAAUACCUCCUCCCAGAGGUCACGGUGCUUGACUAUGGAAAGAAAUGUGUGGUCAUUGAUUUAGAUGAAACACUGGUGCACAGUUCAUUUAAGCCUAUUAGUAAUGCUGAUUUUAUUGUUCCCGUUGAAAUCGAUGGAACUAUACAUCAGGUGUAUGUGCUGAAGCGGCCACAUGUGGAUGAGUUCCUCCAGAGGAUGGGGCAGCUCUUCGAGUGCGUGCUCUUUACUGCCAGCCUGGCCAAGUAUGCAGACCCUGUGGCUGACCUGCUGGACCGCUGGGGUGUGUUCCGGGCCCGGCUCUUCAGAGAAUCAUGUGUCUUCCAUCGUGGGAACUACGUGAAAGACCUGAGUCGCCUGGGACGGGAGCUGAGCAAGGUGAUCAUCGUGGACAAUUCUCCUGCCUCGUACAUCUUCCAUCCUGAGAAUGCAGUGCCUGUGCAGUCCUGGUUCGAUGACAUGACAGACACGGAGCUGCUGGACCUCAUCCCCUUCUUCGAGGGCCUGAGCCAGGAGGACGACGUGUACAGCGUGCUGCACAGACUCUGCAGCAGGUAGCCCCGGCCCCGGCCGCCUCCCGCCCGUGCGCUCUGGAACCUCAGCCUCGAGACCUGCCUGGCCUCGGCUCCCCGGGAGCCGAAAGUGAGGACGCCCCGUGCUCCAGGCCACGGGGUGAAUGUGGCCAUACCUACCUGGUUUAUUUUUUAAGAACAGAGACAACUAUUUUAAAAGGAACUCUUUUAAUGAAUUUCAUAAAGGGACAUGCAUUUUGUGGGAUUUGCUUUUCUUAAAACAUACCAAAAAGGAAAAAAAAAAAAUGGGGGAAAAAAAAAAAAGCUUGAUAC
This is a messenger RNA of Camelus dromedarius (Arabian camel), 1384 nucleotides long. It is a transcript of the gene CTDSPL, whose product is annotated as CTD small phosphatase like. Gene Ontology annotation, molecular function: RNA polymerase II CTD heptapeptide repeat phosphatase activity. NCBI's taxonomy places the organism in Eukaryota, Metazoa, Chordata, Mammalia, Artiodactyla, Camelidae. The record is from RefSeq and is a predicted model, not a curated record.